AUGCCAACCAGCAGCAAUCUAGACUAUCCAGAGUACCAUCUAACGGGGGAGCAGAAGUCGUAUAUUCUGAGCAAGUACCUUUCUGGCGCUGCUGCUUCACCCAACUGCUGGGCGGGCUACUUCUCCAGUAGAUUCGGAUGCUGCUUUUUUGUGAUAUCGCUGGCCACCGGUCUCUUCAGCGUGGUCACGUCCGUUCUCUAUUGCCGGGGGGGCUGGAAACUGCUUUUUGGGGUGCGCCUUCUGCAGGCCCUGGUCAUGGGCGGCAUGUGGCCCUGCCUGUACAUGCAUCUGGCCAAAUGGUGUCCCAAAAAGAAGCAGAAUCACUUUGGUGGCGUCAUGACGACUGGCCUGGACUGUGGUACAGACCUCAGUGGAGUCCUUUCCGCCUCUCACCUCGGUUGGCCCAGCUCUUUCUAUGUCCAGAUAAGCGAGAUCACCAGUGCCCUGGCGUCACAUAUUGACCGUCCGUUUCUCGUUCUGGCCUUCUGCAAGAUGAGUCAGGCCUGCAGCUUCUACACGUAG
Messenger RNA from Drosophila miranda, 522 nucleotides. RefSeq lists its product as uncharacterized. Gene Ontology annotation, molecular function: transmembrane transporter activity. The transcript is spliced from 2 exons. The coding region runs from base 1 to 522 and encodes 173 amino acids. Gene Ontology annotation, biological process: transmembrane transport; monoatomic anion transport. The record is from RefSeq and is a predicted model, not a curated record. Gene Ontology annotation, cellular component: plasma membrane. NCBI's taxonomy places the organism in Eukaryota, Metazoa, Arthropoda, Insecta, Diptera, Drosophilidae.